Molecule: messenger RNA, 515 nt
Organism: Mus caroli (Ryukyu mouse)
Lineage: Eukaryota; Metazoa; Chordata; Mammalia; Rodentia; Muridae
Source: RefSeq, a predicted model, not a curated record
GGAGGUAAAGAAGCAAAGGCAGAGCAUUCUAUGUCUUCCCUCCUGUCCAAAUGGCAGAGAUUGAUCCAGGGGUCAGUCUGUUCCCAAGUGGCAUACCUUGGCUCUAUGUGGUGUUUGCUAUACUCUUUGUAUUUUUCCUUUUUGUCAUGUUCUCGCCUGUUUUGCUCGAGAUAGACCAGCACACCAAGAAAUUCUUUCUCAGGUGCCGAUGUUCUCUGCGCAAUGUUUCCUAUAAGGAUAAAGACAAUAUUAAGAUGAAGAUGAACCAUCUGGGAGGGGCAAGAUAUCUUCUUCAGGCCCGUGGGAGAGAAGCUCCAAGAAGAGAGACAGCUGGUGGGAGAGAAGACAGCUCAGUUCUGGUGGAGAUGGUGGGAGAGAGGAACCAGGAAGUCUGCCCAGUGACAGCAGUUUGAGGCGACCACAUCUGUGUCAGGCGUGUCACAGAAAGAUGCUUCUAGCAUCCUCAUCAUUAUUUAUACUUAAGCGAAUGUGAUAAUAAAGAUUUUGAGCAUCUC